This is a messenger RNA of Penicillium samsonianum, 4446 nucleotides long. RefSeq lists its product as uncharacterized. Gene Ontology annotation, cellular component: membrane. Lineage: Eukaryota; Fungi; Ascomycota; Eurotiomycetes; Eurotiales; Aspergillaceae. Gene Ontology annotation, biological process: transmembrane transport. The transcript has 16 exons. Bases 1 to 4446 code for a protein of 1481 amino acids. Gene Ontology annotation, molecular function: ATP binding; ATP hydrolysis activity; ABC-type transporter activity. The record is from RefSeq and is a predicted model, not a curated record.
AUGGCGUCGACUGUGGUCGGGGACACCUGCGACAGCCUCUUUGGGCCUGUGGUCAGUCAACAUGGUUGUCGUGGGGGGUUCGACUUUACAGUUCUAUUCGAAGCAUGGAUAUUCAGCAUUACUCCAGCAGCCUGUUUUCUCCUGCUGCUACCAAUUCGUCUGUUUCAGCUGUCUAGAGAGUCUUUGAAAGUAAAAUCUUCAUUGACUCAUUUGGCGACACUGGCCAUCACGACAGUAUUAGCAGGAAUCCAAGUCGCUCUGCUUGUAUUUAGUGCGUCGCAACACUACCCCGCACAGUAUGUGUCAGUUGCGGGUGAUACCCUCAGCCUUAUAGUGGCAGUUUUCAUUGUUGUUCUGCUUCAUUUGGAGCACACCCGGGCUGUUCGUCCCUCGUUCCUUGUCUCUGCAUAUCUGUCUAUUACGGUGCUUUUAGACAUUGCGCGAGUGCGUACCGCCUGGCUGUUACCAUAUGGUAGAGCAUAUCCGGCCUGCCUUACCGCGUGUCUAGUUACUAAGUUGCUCCUCCUGGUGCUGGCAAAUGUUGAAAAACGCAAAUUGUUGUUGACGGCCGAAAAGACACAGUCUAUUGAGAGUACAAGUGGGCUCUUUAGUCGGGGUUUGUUUGCCUGGCUCAACGAGUUGCUGAGAAAAGGACACACGUUGCUGCUCACUGGCGAUACGCUACCUAACAUCCACGAGAAACUGUCGUCUCGUGAUUUAUCUGAUCGAUUUUCAAAGUCAUGGGCGCUGUGUGACCAGAGUCGUAAGCAUGCGUUGCUGCUGGCUGUCGUUAAUUGCCUUCGCUGGGAUAUUGCUGCUAUUGCUCUCCCUCGACUCGCCCUGAUCGGUUUUAGCAUAGCGCAGCCAUUCCUAGUUGGCAAGACUGUCACAUACCUCGAGCAGACCGAGUCUUCGUUGAAUAUUGGCUAUGGAUUGAUAGGAGCUACCGCAAUUGUCUUUAUUGGGGUUGCUGUCACCACGGCAUCUUAUCAGCACCUGGGAUUUCGUGCUACAACCAUGGUCCGCGGUGGCCUUAUGGCUCUUGUCUACCAGCACAUGAUGGAGCUGCCACUGGGGAGCACCGAUGAGUCUAGUGCCAUGUCCCUUAUGGGUGCUGACGUUGAAAUGCUUGCGGAGUACUUUCACUCUACAGUGUGCGAAUCCUGGGCUAGCAUCAUACAGCUGGGACUGGCCGCUUGGAUUCUUCAGACUCAGAUCGGUGUUGUCUGUAUCACACCCAUUUUGAUUGUAACAGCUUUUACCGCUGCUUCUUUUGCUAUGGGCAAUGCUGUGUCCAUUCGGCAGAAGACAUGGCUACAAGCUACAGAGAAGCGCAUCAAUUUCACCAGCCACGUUCUCGGCUCAAUAAAAAACGUGAAGUUUCUAGGACUAACAGAGAUUAUAAAGAGAUCCAUUGAAGGCUUACGGAUUGAUGAGCUUGAGAUAUCCAAGAAGUUCCGCCGAGUCCAAACCGUCCGUGUCUGCAUGAUAAACCUUCCAAGAAUUAUUGCGCAGUUUGCCACCUUCGCGACCUAUGCUGUGGUUGCGAAGGUGCAGGGGUCUGAUGGUCUUUCUGUCUCACAAGCCACCACGGCCCUUUCGCUGAUAAAUCUGCUGAUCACUCCACUCAUUCAUCUGUUGUUGGCAGUUCCAGACACAUUCGCAUCAAUAGGAUGUCUUUAUCGAGUCCAAGACUUCUUGAGACGUCCAAAUAUUGUUGAAAGAAGGAAACUGCUUCAAUCAGAAGCAGUCAAUCCUGCGUCACCUACUAAUUCUACCGAAAUCGAGCUUUCUGACUAUCCUUGGCUCGGGACUAGGGGAGUUUCCUCGGCAGAGAAUCAGUCUGACGUGCUGAUCUCCCUACAAAAUGCCCGGUUUGGCUGGAAUAGCUCUCCGCUAGAUAGUGCUGGUAUCACACUCAAUCUAAGCCCCUCGCCCUUGGGUACACUAGUUGCGAUUGUCGGUCCUGUGGGAAGCGGAAAGUCAACGUUCCUCAAAGGCCUCGCAAAUGAGACGUCCGUUCUCGAUGGCGAAGCUUUCAUCAAGUACCCAGAUCUGGCCUUUUGUGAGCAAACUCCAUGGCUAACGAAUACGACGAUCCGGGAAAAUAUCAUUGGGGAGAAUGCAUCCGCUGCGUUUGACGCUGAUUGGUAUUCGACCGUGGUGAUCGCAUGUGCGCUAGAUUCCGAUCUUAAGAAGAUGCCAGCGGGUGAUGAGACGUCCGUUGGUAGCAAAGGCUCUAAACUUAGUGGAGGGCAAAAGCAAAGAAUUGCUAUAGCGCGAGCUGUCUAUGCUCGCAAGCGCAUUGCAUGCUUCGAUGAUACUUUGAGUGCUCUUGACAAUGCAACCUCUCGGCUGGUAUUCAACAAUGUCUUUGGCCCGUCUGGACUGCUGCGUCAACUGGGCUGUACUGUAUUCCUCACGACUCACAAUGUCCAAUACCUACCACAGGCCGACUUUAUAGUCGUACUUGGAGAAAAUGGCAAUAUUUUGGAGCAAGGCAGCUUCUCUCAGCUUCUCGAUAACACCGGAGGAUAUGUUGACCGGCUAGGUAUCCAACCAGGACGUAUUGAGAAAGAAGAGAUGCAGAAUGACAAUACAAUCGGGAUUCCAGAGACUCUUGAAGUCAUACCAAGCCGCACGUCCACCCCGGCUUCUACCGAUGAACGCCGACAGACGACUGAUAUUGCUGUUUACAAGUACUAUUUCUCUGCCAUGGGCUGGUUCCGAGUCUUUGUCCUGAUUUUCUUACUGGUGGUGAAUGGUGGUAUUGGUGGACUGCGCAGUGCUUGGAUUGAGAUGUGGUCCUCUAGCCCCGACAGCUCUUCAAGCACGAGAUUGAGUUACUGGCUUGGAAUGUAUGGGGCAUUGUCCUUCAUCGAAGCUACUUCAAUGGUUCUUGCGGUAUAUUGGACCUGGGUCGUCAUUGUACCGGCCGCGUCGAAAAAUGUCCAUGCUACCGUACUGCAAACUUGCAUGAGUGCCCCUUUGUCCUUCCUAUCUCAUGUAGACACAGGCUCUCUCAUCACCCGUUUCAGCCAAGACAUGAGGCUAGUGGACAUGAUCCUCCCUCGAGGUUUCAUCUCCACAGGAUUCCAAAUCGUUGGGGCGCUUUCGCAAGCCGCAAUUGCCGUAGCUUCAUUGCCCUAUCUGGCUGUAGCCCUGCCUUUCGUAGUUGGGAUGCUAGUGCUAGUCCAGCGCUUUUACCUGCGCACAUCUCGCCAGUUACGGCUGCUAGAGAUCGAGCUCAAAAGCCCCCUUUACACCCAUUUCAUUGAAUCGCUCGCCGGUAUCGUUACUAUCCGUGCCUUUUCAUGGACUACCGCUUCCACGUCCAAAAUGCUGUACUUACUUGAUAGAGCCCAAAGGCCCUUCUAUCUCCUGCUGUGUAUUCAGCAAUGGCUCGGUCUGGUGCUAAAGCUUAUGGUGGCCGGCAUGACUGUCAUUCUUAUCGGGGCUGCUGUAGCUCUGCGCGGACAUGUGAGCCCCGGUCUGUUAGGUAUUGCGCUGAUUGGGAUGAUGAAUCUGGGAGAUUCACUCUCAGAACUGAUUCAGAACUGGACUCUCCUGGAAACUUCUUUGGGUGCGAUUGCCAGGAUCAAGGAGUUCUCGGAAGAUACCCCAAGUGAGGAACAAGAUGCAGCCUAUGAGCAGCUGCCAGACACAGAAUGGCCAAGUAGGGGUGAUAUCUCAUUCGUUGGUGCAGACAUUGCGUAUGAGUCUGAGAACGCAGAGCUCGUGUUACGCAGUAUUGGUCUAGAUAUUCGUGCUGGGGAGAAAGUUGGACUGUGUGGUAGGACCGGAAGCGGCAAGAGCACCCUGGCUCUAUCACUACUCCGUCUCAACGAGGUGGUUUCUGGCCAGAUCCUUAUUGACGGAAUAGACAUAUCAACUGUUCCUCGGGCAUUAAUUCGGCACCGGAUCAGCUCUCUCAGUCAAGAAGCCUUCCUUUUCCCAGGUACCAUUCGGCAAAACGUCGAUCCUUUAGGCAUUGCUAGCGAUGUCGAUAUCAUCGUAGCUCUCAAAUGUGUCGAAAUCUGGAAAGCUCUUGUGUCUGCGACGAACAGCGGCGUCAACAGCGGGGCGUUGCUAGAUGCGAUACUGACUGAUACCACUAUGUCUGAGGGCCAAAAACAGUUAUUCUGCCUAGCAAGGGCGCUUCUCAAGAAGAGUAAUAUUCUGAUACUAGAUGAGCCGACAAGCAGCCUGGAUGCAGAGACAGAUGCCAAGGUCCAGAAAGUCAUUCGCCAGGAGUUCCAGAACUGCACUAUCAUUAUGGUUGCGCAUAGAGUUCAUACAAUGCUCGACUUUGACCGAGUUGUUGUUCUGGAUAGUGGUCGGGUCAUAGAAGAGGGUCACCCCUCGGAAUUGCUGGCGAACAAAGAAGGCGUGUUCUCAAGCCUGCACCAUCUGGAGCAGUCAACAGAAAGUAAACAGAACCUUUGA